Molecule: messenger RNA, 794 nt
Organism: Cryphonectria parasitica EP155
Lineage: Eukaryota; Fungi; Ascomycota; Sordariomycetes; Diaporthales; Cryphonectriaceae
Exons: 1
Coding region: 86-262 (58 amino acids)
Source: RefSeq, a predicted model, not a curated record
GUAGUCGGGUAGGAUCAUAUCUGGGUUCGUUAGAGUCGGCGAGGCGGGCGGUUCUGGGCCUGAAGCCUGUGCCGAAGCACUGACGAUGCCGCUAGAGAAAGCCAUCGUGGUCAUGUUGGAUGCUCUUGUUUGGAAAAAUAGUCCGCAAGGGUUUCUAGAAGCCCUGGUGCAUCAAAAUUUGGAGCCCCGAGAGAAGGAAGUUCCCAGAGAGGCCGCGCCCCAUCAGCCCCUGGGUCGAAGGGUUGUCCGUAAUUUCUCGUAGCUGGGUGUAUGUACGGGUUGUAGCCCCCAAGGGGAGAACGACCGCGAUAGUGUAGGACGAGAUUGUGGUUUCCGUGCCAGCUGAGGGUGACGAUGGGGGGCGUUUGAUCACCUCGAUCCGGUCCGGCAGGUCGUUGAUAACAGAGUGAAUCGUGUCUGAUUGAGGUCGAAUCCGGGCACCAAAUGGUAUGGGGCCCAGGACUAGAUAUAGCAGCAGCAGCAGCAAUGAAGCUGGACUGUGGUAUUCUAGGCACAGCCUCGAGAGCCUUUAUGGCGACAUAACGUAGACGAGAGCUUGAUAAGGCGGUCUCGAGCGGUGGUGAUACCGAGCUAACGUGAUCAAGAAGCCCGGAGGGCUCUAGUCGGCACGGGGUGUACGGCAGUGAGGGGAUGCUUUGGGCUCAGUUGAGGCCCAAGGCGAGAACGAAUCCGGAGAUGACUUGGAAAGGGUGGCUCGAUAGACGAGCGUAUCGUUCGGAAGCGAGUGGAGGCAGGCUGAGCGCUAGAGACAGACAGAGAGCGACGACGGCGUU